Messenger RNA from Aureobasidium vineae, 1302 nucleotides. The record is from the annotation of a GenBank genome assembly. Lineage: Eukaryota; Fungi; Ascomycota; Dothideomycetes; Dothideales; Saccotheciaceae.
AUGCCGUCCGCCGAACCCAUUCCCGAUACUCAGAUCCUCAGUCCGCCGCCAGACCUCUCCAACAAACUCCCUAAACUCAUUCCCCGACGCAAGCAAGACAAGUCGACCGAACCUCCGUUAAAUCCACCACCACCAACUCCCGCCCUCCCUGCUGCCCCCAACAAGGAGGACGUCAAGUUCCAACAUCCCACACGCCGUAUCCUCUCCAAGAAAGAUCAUGAUCUAUUCCUGAACUCUCCCACAUAUGACUUGGUCACGGCCUUCGUCUUUGGCCUCUCCGACUCGGUCCGCCAAACAACAGUCACUUCUGUUCAGAAGACCCAAAGAGAUCCUGCUAUCGAUACAAUUGUGAACAUCCUAGAGGAGGCAGAGAGGACAGUCGCCGAAUGCCCUGCUGAAGAUGCUGGCGGCUCUCGCUUUGGCAACAAGGCCUUCAUCACAUACCUCGACAAGAUCGAGACAUUACUCAAGUCAUGGCACGACAAGCUCGGCGUAACAGACUCCGCUGCUCAGGAUGAAGUCUCGACAUAUAUCUUCCAUUCUUUUGGCAACAAGACCCGCAUUGAUUACGGAUCUGGUCACGAGCUCAACUUCCUCAUCUGGUUGCUAUGUCUGAACCGCAUGGACCUUCUUCCUCAAUCCACCUUCCCACAAAUCACCCUUGUAGUCUUCCCUCGCUAUCUUCGCGUCAUGCGUGUCGUCCAGUCAACAUAUUACCUCGAACCCGCUGGCUCACACGGUGUCUGGGGUCUCGACGACUACCAAUUCGCUCCCUUCCUCUUCGGCAGCGCGCAACUCGUCCACCAUCCUCAUAUCCGCCCCAUGUCGAUCCACAAACCUCUCAUUCUUGAAGAAUGCUCCAAAGACUAUCUCUACCUCGAACAAGUCGCCUACGUCAACAGCGUCAAGAAUGUCGAUGGCCUGCGCUGGCAUUCACCCAUGCUCGACGACAUCAGCAGCGCAAAGAACUGGGAAAAGGUCGAAGCCGGCAUGAAGAAGAUGUUUGUCGCUGAAGUCUUGGGCAAGCUGCCCGUCAUGCAACACUUUUUGUUCGGUAGCCUAGUACCUGCCGUUGACGGUAUGAGCACAGAAGACGAGACCGACGUUGCUGGUGAAAUGGAAGAGACAGAAGGUGGGCAGGGCCGAGUCGCGCCGGAAGGCGGUAUGAAGCACGUUCACGAUCACAGCGGCAAGACAUGGGAUGACUGCUGUGGUAUCAAGGUUCCUNCUGCCAUUGGUGCCAUGCAAGAAAUGAAGAAACGCCAAGGUGGUGAAUCGUUGAGAAGACUGCCCUUCGACUAG